AUGAGCUUUGAGGUCAAUUCUCUCGAGCAUACCAUUCGGGAGAUCUUGUCUGCCCCGGGUACCAACCUCGAGACGAUCAGCGCAAAACGCGUUCGGAAGCAGCUCUUGGAAUUGGUCCCCUCGCUCACACCGGAGUUGGUGAAGGAGAACAAGGACGAGAUCGAUGUUCUUAUUGGUGCUGUGUUCCGGCAGGUGAAGGACGAUGGAGAGGAGCCGGAAGAAGAUAGUCGUGCUCGGGGAGGAAAAAGGAGUAUGGACGGGGAGGACAGCACGAACGGAGACGUGUAUGAGGGCGAGGAGGAGGAAGUAACCCCACCUCCGAAGGCGAAAAAGGCGCGUAAGGGCGGUCUGACUGACGCAGAAUUAGCGCGGCAGCUCUCUCACGAGAUCAACGGUCGCCCUGCCAGAGCUUCCGCAGCGAGAGGCAGAGGCGGAGGUGCCAAGAGAGGCGGGAAGCGGGGUGCCAAGAGUGCUGCAACAGUGGACACCGAUGGUGAAGGUGACGAGGGCGGUGACAAGAAACCGAAGAAGAAGCGCGGCGGAGGAUUCCAGAAGGAAUACAAACUGGAUGAGCCCUUGUCCGCUCUCCUCAAUGUGGAGAAGCUAUCGCGUCCUCAAGUCGUCAAGCAACUCUGGGACUAUAUCAAGGCUCACAAUCUGCAGAACCCGGAGAACAAGAAGGAAAUCAUAUGUGAUGACAACUUCAAGGCGAUAUUCAAUGUCGACAAGAUCGACAUGUUCAAAAUGAAUAAGGUGCUUGGACAACAUCUCGACGAACCAUAG
Molecule: messenger RNA, 783 nt
Organism: Sparassis crispa
Lineage: Eukaryota; Fungi; Basidiomycota; Agaricomycetes; Polyporales; Sparassidaceae
Exons: 3
Coding region: 1-783 (260 amino acids)
Cellular component (GO): nucleus
Source: RefSeq, a predicted model, not a curated record